This is a messenger RNA of Parnassius apollo (apollo), 609 nucleotides long. The record is from the annotation of a GenBank genome assembly. NCBI's taxonomy places the organism in Eukaryota, Metazoa, Arthropoda, Insecta, Lepidoptera, Papilionidae.
AUGAUGCCCGAAGAAGAAAUACCAAAAAUUUGGAAAUUCGGUGGUUAUAAAGUAAAAGGAAAAGGAAAAAAGAGUAAAACACCAACACAAUCUCAAGAAGUUACCAACAGGAAUGUGCCUGACGAACCUAACGAUAGAAAAGAGCACCAAAGAGCAACAAAAACCUUUAAUUUGUUAUGUCUAAAAACAAAUCAGCAAGUAGACGAUGAGAGAUGGGAUGGGAAAGAAAAUGUUAUGCCAAUAUUACCGGAAGCUGGACCAUCAAGAGAUGUCAUUGGCCAAUAUGUAAAAAAUACGGAUAAGAGUGAUAAAUCUGUUGUAUUCCAAAACAUUCUUAGAGAAAAAGACUCAGGGUCAUUUAACGUAGAAGAUAUGCCUAUCGUUUUUGCUGACUCAUUAGAUUUACAAUAUCAAGACGAAGUGACUAUCUCAAGCUCAGACUUUUUAAAGCAAGAAGAGAUAAAGAAGGAUACUAAAAAGAAAAAAGAAAUAAAAAUCAUAUCAGAUAUUAAAUUACCAUUGCCACCCCCUAAGAAGAAAAAAAGAUGUCUAACAAAUUAUUAUAAAAAUGAAAGUGAAAUUUUGAAAAUUUUAGAAGAUGACGAAUAA